Messenger RNA from Trifolium pratense (red clover), 2736 nucleotides. RefSeq names its product DExH-box ATP-dependent RNA helicase DExH12-like. The coding region runs from base 156 to 701 and encodes 181 amino acids. NCBI's taxonomy places the organism in Eukaryota, Viridiplantae, Streptophyta, Magnoliopsida, Fabales, Fabaceae. The record is from RefSeq and is a predicted model, not a curated record. The transcript is spliced from 2 exons.
AGGUUUUGGUAUUUUCCAAGCCCAAACACCUUAUUAGACCAAAAAAGUAAACACUAUAAGUUUGUUUUUCCUCUCUCGAAAAUCAGUAUCAGGUUCCAAAGUAUCAGAUUCCAAAAUUUGCAAUUAGGGUUCUUGUUCUUCAAUCGAUCCCAAAAAUGGCGCAAUCUCAAUUCAAUCAAUACUUCUACCCCCGUGCACUUCAACUCCGCCACUCCCCUCCCUCCCGCGAAUUUCCCAAACCCAAAUCCUUCACCAAUCCCUUCAACACAAUCGAAGAAGAUACCAUCGUUUUCCCCGUCGUCGACGACGGCAUUUACCAGCCAAAAACAAAGAAAACCCGCGCUGCUUACGACACUCUCCUUAUCCUCAUCCAGCAGCCUCUCCCCGGACAACCACUCGCCGGUCAGCCACUCAGUACAGUACGAUUCGUCGCUGAUAAGAUUCUUGAAAUUCUCAAAAACGACGCCGUUAAUGACCGUGAUAAGAAGAUUAAAAUUGAGAUGCUUCUUGAUUGUAUCCCUGAUUAUGUCUUUGAUCAGCUUGUUUCAAUUGGGAAACUUAUAACUGAUUUCUAUGGGUUUGCUGAUGGGAGUCAUGUUGAUGGUGGCAUUGUCGACCGUGUUCGGAGUAUGUCUAUUUGCAGCAAUAAUGGCGGUAUUGUUGAUGGUGUUCGUAAUUUGUCUAUUUGCAACAAUAAAUAGAGCAUUAUUAGGAGGAUUCGAAGAAACUGUAUAUUGAUGCAACAUAUAGGCCAAUUGAAGAACUCUCAGAGGAGGAAAAAAAAGGUAUAAGGAUUAAAAAAUUGGUUUUUUUUAGUUCAUGGAUAUGUACAUUAAUGUUUUUUUUUCUCUUCUAAAAUGAAGUUAAAAUUUUGAAAAAGUGAUUAAGGCUAGCUGUUGGAUUGGAGAGACUUAUAAAAUGCCCGUUAGAUGAGAAGAAAAAUUAGAAGUAACACUGUUUUGUUUUGUUAUAUCUGAUCUGGUAGUGUAGUAUUCAAGGAAAUAUAAUGUCUAGACCAUAUAUGGUUUGGAAAGUCGAAUCAUGCCAAAAGUUUGGAACUAGUUUUAUUUCAAACAUCCUAUCCAAGUUAGUUGAGUUGGAAAAACAGAUUUUGAUACUUUAAGUUACUCCUUAGUUUGCUAUAGUCCUGACGAUAUUCCCAAUGCACUGCUCUACAAUGACUGUUUGGCUAUUAAUUUAAAGUCUUUGUAUAUCUUUUUGGAUGUGCUUGUUUUCUAUUGCUUAUAUCUUUACAUUAAUCGUAAAAUCUAAAUAUAGAUCCAAAGGAUUGUGUGUUCUUGUGAUAUUCUCCUAAUCGUAAAGGUUACAAGUGUCUUCUUGCCUCUGAUAGACAUUAAUAAGCAAUUAUGUUAUGUCUAAUGAGUUAUAUUUCCAUAUCCAUUCUUUUUUCAUACUAAUUCCAUGCUCUGUUACCACCCGCCACUUCGUCUUAUUAUUCUUUAAGCAUACAUUGUCUCCUUUGCCGCCACAUCAGAUUGUUUCCAAAUCUCAAUUCAUUUUUAGCAGCACCUAUCUCUUGACCAAUCAGCCUUGGACUUCUCCCAGAUUUGGCUUGGAAAGUCAAAUCAUUCAAAAGCUUUGGACAUAGUUUUAAUUUCAAACAUUGAAUUUAUCUUCAUGUCUCAUGAAUCCAAUCAAGUUACCUGAGUUUUCCACUCUUCACACAUGAGUGGAAUCUUCCACCAUCGUUUUGCAACUUCAUAUUCUCUUCUAACUCAUCUUCAUCUAGAAAUAAGCCUCUUGCUUACUCUAUCAAAAACUGAACAUAGCAGAUUCAGAAUUUUUCUUAUACAUUGUGACUCCAAUAAGGAAAUAAUUGCAGAUUAGAAGGUAACACUGUAGUUUGAUUAUGUAAAAACUGUGAUCUGUGGGGUCACUAAUUGCUAGAUUAGGAAAUUAUUUGAAUAGCUUGACUAUUGGAACACUGGAGCUUUUAUUUUUGUUCAUUUUCUUUUGGAUGAAUUGAGUGGUGUCAUCAAAUGACCAAAGCCUUAAUUAUGCAUUUGCAGUAUGUUUUUGGUAUUAAUAGUCUGUUCAUACAUAACAAGCGACAAGUGUACACUUGGUUAUUUUACUAUUGAGCAAGCUGCAAUUCUUUUUUACAUUGGAGAUUUGCUCUUUGGUUAUUCUCACAAGGGUUUAAGCUAUGAGUACAAUUUUCAAUAAUGUUUAUUCAAGAUAUGUUUGGUUCACUUUAUUUUAUUUAGAAGUAUACUGAUAAUUAACGGUAAUUAUCCAAGGCAGAAAUAUUUCCAAGCUAACUAGGUUGAUUUCGUUUUGGCUUGAGAAUGUUUCUGCUCUGUGUGUGCACUUUGUGGGGCAAAGACUAAAAAAAUUUGGUCCCACUUGAAGAGGCUGUGUGAAGAAUUUUUAAAGUAGUGUGUUUGGAAAUAUAGUGCAGAACUGUACUGGGUCAUCGGAGGAUAAAAUCCAUUAUAAGUAUCUCGUCAACGAUGUCCAAAACCAGAUUCAAAGAUCAUGGAAUUGAUGUAAAUGAUUUAUGCUAUAGUUAGGUGGAAAUAGUAAACAGUAGCAGAAGACUAGAAAUUUGAAAUUGUUGCUUGUAUCAUUAGCUAUCUUUAGCUUGUACAUGACAAAAAGUUGUAUCUUUAUAUCAUUUUCUAUGGCAGAUGAAUUUUUUUAUCAAUCUUGUUUUCAAUAGCUUGUAGAUCAACUUGUUUAUCUUUGAAAAAAAUUGAGUCGUGAAUUGCAUCA